AUGACAAUAAUGGAGAACAGAUCUGAGGUGACUGAGUUCAUCCUUGUAGGAUUAACAGAUGCCUCAGAGCUUCAGAUUCCUCUCUUCAUAAUGUUCAUCCUCAUCUACCUCAUUACCCUAGUAGGGAACCUGGGGAUGGUAGCUCUGAUCUCCUGGGAUUCCCAUCUCCACACCCCCAUGUACUUUUUCCUCAGUAACCUCUCUCUGGUGGAUUUUGGCUACUCCUCUACUGUUACCCCAAAGGUGAUGUCUGGGCUCCUCACAGGGGACAAGAUCAUCUCCUAUAGUGGAUGUGCCACACAAUUGUUCUUCUUUGGAGCCUUUGCUACUAUUGAAAGUUUCCACUUAGCCUCUAUGGCCUAUGAUCGCCAUGCAGCUGUGUGUAAGCCCCUACAUUAUACCACUACCAUGACUUCAACAGUGUGUGCAUAUCUGGCCAGUGGGGCUUACAUCUGUGGCUUUCUGACCUCCUCUAUAGUCGUAGGAAACAUUUUUAGCCUUUCCUUCUGUAGGUCCAAUGUGGUCCAUCAUUUUUUCUGUGAUCUUCCCCCUCUCCUAGUUCUCUCUUGCUCUGAAAUUUACAUCAUUGAGUCAGUAAUCUUUAUUUUAGGAUCAUUCAAUGCCUUAUUUCCAUUUCUUGUCAUUUUUACCUCUUAUUUGUUAAUCUUUAUCACCAUCCUGAAUAUCCAUUCUGCUGAAGGCCGCCAGAAAGCUUUCUCUACCUGUGCUUCCCAUCUCACAGCAGUGUCCAUAUUUUAUGGAACAACCAUCUUCAUGUACUUCCAACCCAGUUCAAGUCAUUCAAUGGAAUCAGACAAAAUAGUAUCAGUAUUCUACACCAUGGUCAUCCCCAUGUUGAACCCUUUGGUCUAUAGUCUGAGAAACAAAGAGGUCAAGAAUGCUUUUAGGAAAGCUAUUAGAGGACAAGGACUUCAAUUCAAUCAUCCUUUUUCUUAG
Messenger RNA from Gracilinanus agilis (Agile Gracile Mouse Opossum), 957 nucleotides. Its product is annotated as olfactory receptor 5B12-like. Gene Ontology annotation, cellular component: membrane. Gene Ontology annotation, biological process: G protein-coupled receptor signaling pathway; sensory perception of smell. The transcript has a single exon. Bases 1 to 957 code for a protein of 318 amino acids. The record is from RefSeq and is a predicted model, not a curated record. NCBI's taxonomy places the organism in Eukaryota, Metazoa, Chordata, Mammalia, Didelphimorphia, Didelphidae. Gene Ontology annotation, molecular function: odorant binding; G protein-coupled receptor activity; olfactory receptor activity.